Messenger RNA from Myotis lucifugus (little brown bat), 595 nucleotides. Its product is annotated as beta-defensin 108B-like. The record is from RefSeq and is a predicted model, not a curated record. NCBI's taxonomy places the organism in Eukaryota, Metazoa, Chordata, Mammalia, Chiroptera, Vespertilionidae. The transcript has 3 exons. The coding region runs from base 123 to 461 and encodes 112 amino acids.
GCGUCUCCGGUCUCCUUCCGGGUGAGGUGGGUGUCCCUUGGGCCGCCGCCCACCCUGCCUGGCGUUCAGUGAGUCACCUGCUUUAUUAUAAAAACGGACCUCUCUGUCCAGGAACAUCCCUAAUGAGGUACGGAAGGCACUUACUACCCAGACACAGACAUUCCGCUGCUGUGAGAACCGCAGACGGAAGUUUUCUCUGCCUCCUGGAAACGAAGCCAAGCUUUCUCCUCUCGGAAGCCAUGAGGAUUGCUGUCUUCCUCUGUACCAUUCUUCUCUCUCUGAGCCAAGUUCCACCAGCCCGGGGCAAAUUCAAGGAGCUCUGUGAGCGUCCAAAUGGCUCCUGCCAAGUAUUCUGCCUCGAAACAGAAGUCCAGGCUGGGAGAUGUCUAAGCGGCCAGCCGUGCUGCCUGCCCAUGGGACACCAAUCACGGAUCGACCCGACGAUACCCCCUCAGGACUGAGGCCUUUCAAAGGGUUUUGCUUGUUGGGAUGUUUCAUUCUCUGGUUCUCCAUCUCCAUCUCCCACUGUCUUGUCUUUCACAGGGAUUCUUGCUGAGUCCUCAAUAAAUAAUAAAGAAGCACUCGCAAACACAGA